CUGCCAACCAUCCAUCCUGAUGACGUCGUUCAACUGCCAUACCUCAGCUUAUAAGCCUCUGGUUGCCAGCAUGCUUCCAGUACAAGAACAUCCGUUCAAGAACUACCCUCAAUUGCUACAACUACUACCACUACAACCACUACAACCACUAUUACUGCUUCUUUAAACAUACCCCUCAACAUACACCUCAUACAUUCCACCAUGUCUUUCAUCGCUCGCAUCGCCCCUGUUGCCCGCACCGCCUCCGCGGCUCUCAAGCCCACUGCUCCCUCCAUCUCCAUCGGAGCCACUCGCGCUCUCUCCUCCAGCGCCUGCUUGAACAAGGGCCCCGUUGAAUCCGCCAAGGACACUCUCAAGGCCGCCGAUCGCACUGUCUCCGAUGCUGCGGUGAAGGGUAUCGAGGUUGGAGAGACCGCCGCCGAGAAACUCAAGGGUACCGUGGGCGCUGCCUCUGGCCAGGCUCAGGCCAAGACCGGAGAACUGCAGGGUGACGCUGCUGAGUUGGCCGGGAAGGGCAAGGGUAAGGCCGAGGAGGCUUUGGGUCAGGCCAAGGGUGCUGCUGGCCAGGCCAAGGGCAAGACGGACGAGCUCCUGGGUGAGGCCAAGGGCAAGGCUAAGGAAACUGCUGGUCGGUUCUAGAUGAGAGCAUUCUCUUUUUUAUUUUAUGCGCAUGUGGUUUUUUUUUUUUUUUUUUU
Molecule: messenger RNA, 695 nt
Organism: Aspergillus uvarum CBS 121591
Lineage: Eukaryota; Fungi; Ascomycota; Eurotiomycetes; Eurotiales; Aspergillaceae
Exons: 2
Coding region: 202-639 (145 amino acids)
Source: RefSeq, a predicted model, not a curated record